Molecule: messenger RNA, 1237 nt
Organism: Andrographis paniculata
Lineage: Eukaryota; Viridiplantae; Streptophyta; Magnoliopsida; Lamiales; Acanthaceae
Exons: 7
Coding region: 289-972 (227 amino acids)
Source: RefSeq, a predicted model, not a curated record
CAUAUUAAAAGUUAAAGCAAAUAAAAAAUUAUGAAUGUAUUUUUAUUUCUGCCACGAUAAACAAGCAAAUAAAAGAGAUUUCCAAGAAAAUUAUCACACGGCAGCGGUGUUCACACGAGAAUUUGAAGAUUUGUGUUUCCUUGACGGUGUCGAAUGAAUGAUCACAGAACCGAUAUCAAGAAAUACAUGAAGAUUCCAGCUUUUGUCUUUGGCUAAAUUCACAGCCUGCUCAGUAAACCUCCCAUUGCGGCAUACUCUUUUGAGGAAGAGAGUGAUAUUAAUAGGUUAAUGGAGGUGGCAGAGUUGAAACAUGUUCAGAAUGAGAAGGUCUGUGUAAACAGAAAAUCCCUCGAAGCAUUGCUCCAGCAAUGUCAGCUAGCCCUACAGCAGCUUGCAUCUGGUUGUGAAAAUGCUGAAAAUGGUCUUGUUGUUGAACAUGAUACUCCCCAAGGCUUUACUGACACUAGUGCCGUUACUGGUUGUGACUCUGACACGACAAAGUUAUAUAGUCUUCUUAAAUCAAGAUUUCAGUGUGAUGAUUUCCUCGAGAAUUUUAAAAAUGUUGGGGCAUUGCUUCCGCAAGAUAUGGCUGAGGAAGCCAGUUCAUGGGAAGUGCUUAACAAAAAUGAUCUUUGGGGAGCCAGAGAUGUUGAGGCUGAAAUGGAAGAUUAUGUCUUGGUUCAGCAAGAAGAUAUUGCUGAGGGUAUAGCCUCAUUCAUGGCUGCAUAUCUUUUGUCCCUUGAACGAACUAAGGACAUGUCCCCAGAUCAGCUUCAACAGGCUCUAAACAAGACAUUUUCUUUGAAAAAGAAGAAGAGCAAGCUUAGGAAAGCAUGGGAUGGAAGCAUGGUGAUUUAUAAUGUAGCUUCGUGGGGAGCGACAGCCGUUGGAGUAUACCAAAAUCCUGCUCUUCUCAGUGCUGCCUCGACCGUUCUAACAACUUCCCUCCGCACUAUAUCAAAUCUACUGUGAGAUCCAUCCUCAACUCCACAUGGUAAACUGCUCGAAAGCACUUCAGGCUAAGUGUUGCAUAGAUUAGUUAAAUGUACAUACUAAAUCAUUUUGUCUGAAGUGUUCUGAUCCUGUAAAUAGUUCCUAACACUCUUGAAACAACGAAAUGUCAUACUUGUAUCUGCCAACAGUUAAGAUUAAAUACAUUCAUGCCUUUUGGAGUUUGGGAACAUAUCUAAAUGAGAAUCUGUAGUGUUAAAAUGAUGAAAGUAUUCUUCUACAAGCA